GCCAACUUUCUCCCACAAAGCCCACAGGUGUGAGCGGAGUCUCGCGGACGUCCAGCUCGCUCCGUGCCAGUGACCUCCCUCCUGCCGCUCAGCGCGGACCGUGAUCGGACAGCAUGUCUGUGGACGAGGUGUACGUGUUCCGGCCCUUCAAGCUGAUCGCGCUGCUGUGCGUGUUCCUGGCGCUGUGUCUGGACGUGGCGGCCCUGCUGAGUCCUGCCUGGGUCACCGCCGACCACUUCUCUCUGUCGCUGUGGGAGUCCUGCUCCCAGUCCUCCCAGUCCUCCCAGUCCGGGGGGAGCUGGAGCUGCUUCUCCACGCUCACGUCUGAUUGGCAGAUUGCCACCCUGGUGCUGCUGGGGGCCGGUGCAGUUGCAACGCUGGUGGCCUUUUUGGUGGCUCUGAUUUCCUUCUGCAGGGGGACGCAGAGACAGCAGUACCGCAUCGUAGCGGUGUUCCUCUUCACUGCAGUGGUUCUGCAGGCUUGUGCUCUGGUGCUGUACCCCAUCAAGUUCAUCGACGGGACGGUUCUGCAGACCUAUCACGAGUUCAACUGGGGCUACGGCCUGGGCUGGGGAGCCACCAUCUUCAUGCUGGGCGGAGGGAUCCUGUUCUGUCUGCGGACGGACCUUUACGAGGAUGCUAUGUACUAGCGGACUGCCCGCCCCGCCCGCCGCGGGAAACGCAAGCUUAAAAACACACAGAGACUUUUCUUCUCUCUGCACACGGCCUGUAUGUGAGCGCAGACCCCAUUUCUCAGUUUCUCUUGCCGUCUCGGCCUCGGUUAUUUUUAGGCAGGUUGUGAAGGCCUUAUUUAGACAAAGGCUGUGUGAGUAGACUGCCCCCGCGCUCCGCCGCGAGCCCAUCAGCCCUGCUCGUAUCUCGGGUGAGGUGGCACUGCCGAAGCACAGAGAGCUUUCUGGACAGGCUCGGCCGACGCUGCUGGACGUUUCCACUCAUCUGGAUGUCUAUUGUUAGAGAGAAGCGGCGCAGAUCUGAAUGCCCGCUGGCUGAUAUCAAACAGGACUUGUUCUUCUCCACAUUUCCUUUUGUACUUUUGUAGCUUUUCACAAAGAUGAGCUUCUUUUAUCAUAUUUAUGCUUUUUAUUUUCCAUUUUAUAAGUACUACAAGCCUGAACCUCAUCUUUUUGUCGUAGCUGAAACUAGGGCUGGGCGAUACAGACAAGAAUGAACAUCCCAGCAUUUAAGCUGAAAUCCCAAAUUAUUUUAUACGAAUUGGGUUAAAAGUUCAAUUUGAACUUGGUGCCACACAUAUAACGCAACAACUAUUAAAGGAGCAUGAGGCAAGAAUAAGAAAUGAGACUUAUUAGCGCCACGACGACCGUCGGGGUUACUGCAGCCAACAGCGAAGCCGGCACGGAGAACGCGCAUGCAGCGUCAUGUGACGUGACAUCCGCAGGACAGCGCGAGAAAUUCGGGCCCAGAAUUGCAGCGCAUUUUGCAGCACACAGCCUGUUCAAGGCAACGGAGAGAUACACUAGAGGGCUCAUUCGUUUUGGUUUGGAAUGCUUCAUCUGACAUUAUUACUAGAAAACUUAAAACGUAUACGCAUUUUUUUCAUAAAUCCUGCCUCAUGCUCCUUUAAUUCACUAGGAACCUUAAAAAGAAUAAGAACAUAGCUAUAGUGCAGCCUGUAUUAAAUACGGACAUCCUUGACUUCAGAAACUCAAAAAUAACUGACUUUCUGAAUUCAGACUCUUUCUCUCAUGGCCUUUUAGACCCUCCGCCAAUACCCACUUUUAUUUCCUCAAAUGGCUCUAAUGCAUCAUGAUAAAGAGGUGUGGGUGCAGAUGCAGAGAGGAGGUGAUGCUGAGCAGAUAGUCAGCUCUGCAGCUUCCUGUGGCCUCAGGAACAAGAGGAGAGCAAACAGUUCUAGAAAAAGUGCAUAUCCAUAUCACGAUAUGCCACUAUUUACCUAUCAAACAGGUAUCUGUCAGCAUUUCUUAUAAUCCCGGUAACCGCCCAGCCCUAGCUGAAAACAUAUCUAGUAGCUGUAAAUUAGCCUACUUUGAUAUAUGCUAUCAAGUGUGUAUCUUGCUUGAAAAAUCAGAAAAGUUUGUCUCUUGAAAAAAUCUAAAUGUGUACAAAGUUUCUACAUGAAGGAGAAUUAAGAAUAAAAGCAGUAGUUUUGUUAGAAUAAAGGGUGCACAUUGUUAUUUCCAAAACUCUGAAGGUGCAUUUUAACACCCGUGAUUAAAUGGGGCAUAUUAUGGAAAAAUAUUUAUAUAUUUUUGGACUUGAAAGCACAUGUUUGGGUGUCUGAAUGGACUACCAACAUGAGGUAAUGCA
Molecule: messenger RNA, 2307 nt
Organism: Cololabis saira (Pacific saury)
Lineage: Eukaryota; Metazoa; Chordata; Actinopteri; Beloniformes; Belonidae
Product: transmembrane protein 47-like
Exons: 3
Coding region: 114-650 (178 amino acids)
Biological process (GO): cell-cell adhesion
Cellular component (GO): cell-cell junction
Source: RefSeq, a predicted model, not a curated record